AUGUCGGAUAUUGAUGUCAAGACAGAGAUUGACAGGAAAGCGAUGGCAUCGCGCAGCAGCAGCGGCGGCAGCAGCAGAGCUCGGCCGCCAGCCAAGCAGCUCGGCCUCCGGGAAAGGAGUGUCGCUGAGCGGCCACACGCCGGACAACCUCCCCGCGGAGCCUGCAGCCUUUGCUCCCUCCCCUCCCUGCCGCGCGGGCGAGUCCUGGCGGCGGCGGUGCUGGGGGGUCCGGCGGCGCGAGGACCCGUCGGCAUGGACCCCCAAGCGGCGGCGGCGGCGGCGGCGGCAGCGGCGACUGCGACGGCCACUCCGGCGCCCAGCCCGAGCGUGCGGAUGGCCGCGCUCGGAGCCGACGGCGGCGAGUCCGAGUCCGGCGCCGGCUCGGAGGAUACCUCGGCGGGAUGCUGCAGCGACACGUUCAGCAGCCUGCCCGACAUCGAGCACGAGAGCCUGGAGGACAAGCUGAGGGGGCUGGCGUUCAGGAAACAGACGUCCUAUCGGAAAGCCAUCUCCCGUUCGGGGCUCCAGCACUUGGGGCCGCCCCCGCCCGCUUUGUCGUUGGCCUCCAACGGACCCAGCAAGGAGCUCCGCAGCUGCAUGGACUGGACGGAGAACGCAGUCAACGGCGACCACAUGUGGAUGGAGACCAGCUGCUCGGGCGAGCUCUGCUACUUGGGGGAGGACGCCUGUCUGGUCAAGGCCUCGAAGUCGGCGCUAAGGAGGAAGUGCGCCGCCUGCAAGAUCGUCGUUCACGCGAGCUGCUUGGAGCAGUUGGAAAAGAUCAACUUUAGGUGCAAGCCCACGUUCAGAGAGGGAGGAUCGCGUUGCCUCAGAGAUAACCUGCUGAGGCAUCACUGGGUGCACCGACGCAGGCAGGAGGGCAAGUGCAAACAGUGCGGAAAGAGUUUUCAGCAGAAGAUUUUCCACAGUAAAGAAAUCAUCGCUAUUAGCUGUUCCUGGUGUAAACAGGCAUUCCACAACAAGGUGACGUGCUUCAUGUUGCACCAGAUCGAAGAGCCGUGCUCCCUCGGGGCGCACGCCGGCGUCAUCGUGCCUCCGUCGUGGAUCAUCAAAGUCAGGAAACCGCAGAACUCGCUCAAGAACUCGGCCAGGAGGAAAAAACGCACGUCUUUCAAGCGCAGGACGAGCAAGAAGGGGCUGGAUGAUUCAAAAUGGCGACCGUUCGUGCUAAAGCCCCUCCCCUCUCCACUUAUGAAGCCCAUCCUGGUCUUUGUCAACCCCAAGAGUGGAGGCAACCAGGGCGCCAAGGUGCUCCAGAUGUUCAUGUGGAUCUUGAACCCGCGGCAAGUCUUUGACCUGUCGCAGGGCGGCCUUCGAGAGGCGUUGGAUUUGUAUCGGAAAGUGCCAAACUUGCGGAUCCUGGCCUGCGGCGGGGACGGAACUGUGGGCUGGAUCCUGUCCACGCUGGACGAGCUGCAGAUGAACCCCCAGCCUCCGGUGGCCGUCCUUCCUCUGGGAACGGGAAAUGACCUCGCCAGGACGCUCAACUGGGGCGGGGGCUACACGGACGAACCCGUGUCCAAAGUUCUGGGCCACGUGGAGGACGGCUCGGUGGUGCAGCUGGACAGGUGGAACCUGCAGGUGGAGAAAAGCGGCGUCGAGCCGCAGCCUGAGGACGGCACCCAGAAGCUUCCUCUUAACGUGUUCAACAACUACUUCAGCCUGGGCUUCGACGCUCACGUCACGCUGGAGUUCCACGAGUCCAGAGAGGCCAACCCCGAAAAGUUUAACAGUCGCUUCCGUAACAAGAUGUUCUAUGCAGGAGCCGCCUUCUCCGAUUUCCUCCAGAGAAGCUCCAGAGACUUGUCCAAGCACGUCCGAGUGGUGUGUGACGGCACCGACCUUACUCCAAAAAUCCAGGAGCUGAAAUUCCAGUGCAUCGUGUUUCUAAACAUUCCCAGGUACUGCGCGGGCACCAUGCCGUGGGGGAACACCGGCGACCACCGCGACUUUGAGCCGCAGCGCCACGACGACGGCUGCAUCGAGGUCAUCGGUUUCACCGUGGCCUCGCUGGCGGCGCUACAGGUGGGCGGUCACGGCGAGAGGCUGCACCAGUGCAGAGAGGUGGUCCUCACCACGUUCAAGACCGUGCCCGUUCAGGUGGACGGCGAACCCUGCCGAUUGGCGCCGUCCACGUUACGCAUUUCACUGCGCAACCAGGCCAACAUGGUCCAGAAGAGCAAGCGGCGCACCUCGGUGCCUCUCCUCAACGAUAUUCAGAAGGUGUGUGCAGCUGAUCUGCGCCGCCUCUCUGCUCCCCCCGACUCCUUCUCUGUCCCUCACGCCGUUCCCGAGCGUCUGCGGCUGCGCGUCAACCGCAUCGGCCUGCACGAGUACGACCAGCUGCAGUACGACAAAGAGCGGCUGAGGGACAUUUCGGUCCCCGUGGGCAUCGUGGUGGUGAGAGGCGACUGCGACCUGGAGACGUGCAGGCUCUACAUCGACAGACUGCAAGAGGACUUGCACCAAGCGCCCUCCCUCGGCCACAGAGUGCACUACCAGGACGAGAGCCGGGGCGUGCGCAGGACCGGCUCGGGUGCCAGACUUUCUUCCAGCUGGAGCUUCUUAGAUUCCACGUCGGCUGAUCGCUUCUAUCGCAUCGACAAGGCUCAGGAGCACCUUCAUUUUGUGACGGAAAUUUGCCAGGAGGAGGUAUUUAUCCUGGACCACGACAGCCCCCCGGUGUCCUCGGGCGGCAUGCCCGACCUGGUGGUGGAGCCCAACGCCGGCGCACCUUUGACUGCUGAGGAACAAGCUCUGUUGACGGCCGCCAGCUCAGGGGAUCUCUCCAUGUUGUCGGAGUGCGUGCAUCACGGCGUCAGCCUGCUGGUGCGAGACGCGGCCGGCUGCUCGGCCUUACAUAAAGCCUCGCAGAAAGGACACGCCCAGCUGGUUGUCUUCAUCCUGCAGCGAGGGUCCAAAGUGCUUCUCGACUUGCCCGACAGAGAAAAAGGGGACACGGCCUUGCACAAAGCCGCCUCGGAGAAGCAGCACGCCGUGUGUCGGCUGCUGGUGGAGGCGGGCGCGUCGCUACAGAAAACCAACUUUCAGGGGAAGACGCCGGCGGAGCAAGCGGAAGGGGACUCGGAGCUGAGCUCGUACCUGAGCGGCCAAAUAGGCCCCCCGGCCCCCCACGAGGACUUGGAGACGGCAGUCUGA
Molecule: messenger RNA, 3180 nt
Organism: Nerophis lumbriciformis (worm pipefish)
Lineage: Eukaryota; Metazoa; Chordata; Actinopteri; Syngnathiformes; Syngnathidae
Source: RefSeq, a predicted model, not a curated record